This is a messenger RNA of Lepisosteus oculatus (spotted gar), 472 nucleotides long. It is a transcript of the gene ndufc1, whose product is annotated as NADH:ubiquinone oxidoreductase subunit C1. NCBI's taxonomy places the organism in Eukaryota, Metazoa, Chordata, Actinopteri, Semionotiformes, Lepisosteidae. Gene Ontology annotation, cellular component: mitochondrion. The record is from RefSeq and is a predicted model, not a curated record.
UUCCUUGUCCAGUCCUACUAAUCGAGGAGCGAGCUUUUUCGCCGUGCGAGUACGUUAUUGAAAAUAUUACACUGAGAUUGACCAUGUCUUUAAACCGGCUAUUGCUGCAGACAGCGACUGUUAGCAAGAAUGUAACCCGUUCUGCCUUCACUGCAAGGAAGCCUGACUUCACCAACCCUAACUGGUUACGUGUUGGGAUGGCGUUUGGCAGUACAGCAGUUCUUUGGACCCUGUUGUUCAGGCAGCACAGUGCCGAUGUGCAGGAGUAUAAGAAGAGGAAUGGGCUGGAGUGAUGGACUCAAGCUGUUGAUAAGUUUUAUUUGAUCAUUCAAGAGGAAAAGGUUGGAAGGGGCCGUGCUGUUUGCACUGAAUAUUUCCACGUUGUUCCCUCAGCAUAUUUACUGUUAUCUGUGGUCAUGGAAAGCUUGACUAGCGUGAUAAAGUUAAUAAAUUUAUUUAUGAUAAACAUGCA